GAUCAUGGGGAGGGGGAAGAGGAAAUGGAGGAGGGGGAGGAGGACGAGCUUACGGCUGCGCAAGCGCCGGCGGUGAAAACGAACGGCAAGGCAUCCGCGAACGGGAAGAAGCGGGGUGCACCUGCUGCGGCCGCGCCGCCGGCAAAGAAGGGGCGGAAAGCUGCUGCGCUGCCGGUGGACGUUGUUGAGGUGGUGGCUGCGAAGGCGAAGGGGAGGGGGAGGAAGGCUGCACCCGCGGCUGCGGCUGUUGAAGCUGAGGAGGAAGAAGAGGAGGUGAAGGAGGUGGCAGUGGCGAAGUCGAAGCGCGGUAAGAAGGAGGUGGUCGAGGUGGAGAUCGCAGAGACGCAGGAUGUCUACAUGCACGAUGUUUGUGUUGAGUCUGUGCCCGCUGCGCGGAAGAUGGGUGCCCUGGUGGAUAGGCGUAAGGAGCUGUUGCGGCUGGAGGAGAUGCGGAAGAUCGAGGCUGAGGAGCGGCUGGAGGAGUUCGUGAGGAACAGCGAGGCUAUUCAAACUGAUGCGGGCAAGGUCAUUGCGGCGCUGCAAGCCGAUCUGGCGGCGCAAACGGCGCUGGCGGCGGAGUCGCGCUCGUUAACGAAGAAGCUCGCGGCGAAGGAUGCCGAGAACGCGAAGCUUUCGGUCAAGAUCGCGGAGCUGAGCAAGACCGUGGCUACAGCGCAGAAGGAUAAUCAGGUGUUGCAGGCGAAGCUGACGGCUGCCGAGUCGAGCAGGACUCAGGUGCCCGGGAGUGCUAUGAAGCCCGGUCGCGGAGGCGUGGUGGCAAUGGCGAUGGCGGGCAUCGCGGGUGAUCAUGCCUGGAAGUCCCAAGUCAAGGAGGAACUGUAUCAGGACCUCACGAACUUGGUGAUUAUGACUAUCAAGAAGGACGCCGAGACGCAUGUGUUCGAGUGCCUGCAGACCGGGACGAAUGGAACACUCCACUUCCGCCUCAAUGUCCGCGCUCCAAAUACCGCUCGUAAAUCCAAGCCCCCCGGCACCGGUGAAGAUUCGGAUGAUAAAGACGACGAAGAUUACGUCUUCAUGCCCAUUCUCAACGAGCAGCGGGACGAAUUCGUGAUCUCUUUGUUACCAGACUACCUCCGCCAGGAGAUCAGCUUUUCGAGGGAUCACGCGGCAAGGUUCUUUCAAAAGAUCCAUACCAUCCUCAUGAAGCCCCCGAUUAUUGAGGACGACGAUGAGACUGAAGAGGAUGAUGAGGGAAGUGGGGAGGAGGGAGACGACACCAUGGCUACCGCUAUCGAAGAUACUACUAUCCCUGAUGGCGAGUAGAAUGGAUGCGUUUUCGUUGCGCGGUUUUGGAAGCCUUUUUGCCCCAUCUUUCCUUCCGCAACUCCUAUGGUUGCGUUUUUGUAAGAUAUACUUCUUUCCCGUUUUGGCUUCGUUUUGGCUCCGUUCGACAGAUAUCCUGAUUGAAUUUUGUAUUUCAAUUUUGUUUCCUGCUUUUCGUAUGUACUGGUAGUAUGAUAGGUGGGAUUGAAGUGAGUCUCGUUGAGUCACGAUGACCUACUCGCUCCCACAUGACCGCUUUCACAUGGCUAUUGUAGCCGUGAUACCCAGC
Molecule: messenger RNA, 1576 nt
Organism: Tricharina praecox
Lineage: Eukaryota; Fungi; Ascomycota; Pezizomycetes; Pezizales; Pyronemataceae
Product: chromosome segregation protein Csm1/Pcs1-domain-containing protein
Exons: 4
Coding region: 25-1287 (420 amino acids)
Biological process (GO): attachment of mitotic spindle microtubules to kinetochore; meiotic sister chromatid segregation; homologous chromosome segregation
Cellular component (GO): mitotic spindle; monopolin complex; chromosome, centromeric core domain
Molecular function (GO): protein binding; microtubule site clamp
Source: RefSeq, a predicted model, not a curated record